UUUUACAGGAUUUAGUUUGAAUGGGUCUGUCACGAGGAUCUGCAUGUCUGAUGGAAACUGGAAUAGUUCUGCCCCGUCAUGCAAUUUCAUCGACUGUGGCUUUUUGUCAAAUCCUGAAAACGGAACUGUGUCAAUGUCUGAUUCAACAUAUAUGAGUACAGCAACAUACAGUUGUUUUACAGGAUUUAGUUUGAAUGGGUCUGUCACGAGGAUCUGCAUGUCUGAUGGAAAUUGGAAUAGUUCUGCCCCGUCAUGCAAUUUCAUCGACUGCGGCCCUUUGUCAAAUCCUGAAAACGGGAAUGUGUCAAUGUCUGAUUCAACAUAUAUGAGUACAGCAACGUACAGUUGUUUUACAGGAUUUAGUUUGAAUGGGUCUGUCACGAGGACCUGCAUGUCAGAUGGAAACUGGAAUAGUUCUGCCCCAUUAUGCAAUUUUAUCGACUGCGGCUCUUUGACAAACCCUGAAAACGGAACUGUGUCAAUGUCUGAUUCAACAUAUAUGAGUACAGCAACGUACGGUUGUUUUACAGGAUUUAGUUUGAAUGGGUCUGUCACGAGGAUCUGCAUGUCUGAUGGAAACUGGAAUAGUUCUGCCCCGUCAUGUAAUUUCAUCGACUGUGGCUUUUUGUCAAAUCCUGAAAACGGAACUGCGUCAAUGUCUGAUUCAACAUAUAUGAGUACAGCAACAUACAGUUGUUUUACGGGAUUUAGUUUGAAUGGGUCUGUCAAGAGUACCUGCAUGUCUGAUGGAAACUGGAAUAGUUCUACCCCGUCAUGCAUUGUUGUUAACUGCGGCUCUUUGUCUAACCCUGAAAACGGAACUGUGUCAAUGCCUGGUUCAAUAUAUAUGAGUACAGCAACAUACAGUUGUUUUACAGGAUUUAGUUUGAAUGGGUUUGUCACGAGGACGUGCAUGUCUGAUGGAAAUUGGAAUAGUUCUGCCCCGUCAUGCAAUUUCAUCGACUGUGGCUUUUUGUCAAAUCCUGAAAACGGAACUGUGUCAAUGUCAGAUUCAAUAUAUAUGAGUACAGCAACAUACAGUUGUUUUACAGGAUUUAGUUUGAAUGGGUCUGUCACGAGGACGUGCAUGUCUGAUGGAAAUUGGAAUAGUUCUGCCCCGUCAUGCAAUUUUGUUGACUGCGGUUCUUUGUCAAAUCCUGAAAACGGAACUGUGUCAAUGUCUGAUUCAACAUAUAUGAGCACAGCAACGUACGGUUGUUUCACAGGAUUUAGUCUGACCGGAUCUGCUACGAGAAUCUGCAUGUCUGAUGGAAACUGGAAUAGUUCUGUCCCUUCAUGCAAUCCUGUCGACUGUGGCUCUUUGUCAAAUCCUGAAAACGGAACUGUGUCAAUGUCUAGUUCAACAUAUAUGAGUACAGCUACGUACAGUUGUUUAACAGGAUUUAGUUUGAACGGGUCUGUCACGAGGAUCUGCAUGUCGGACGGAAAUUGGAACAGUUCAGACCCGUCCUGUUUGACUUUAACAUCAAUGAGCUCAAAUAUGUCCGCAUCUUUGUCAACUCCGAACGCUUUAAUCUCGGGCACAUUCACUACAACAUUGUCGUCUGCAAAAACAAUGCCAAACCCGCCGAGGAUAUAUAUUAUGUCAUGUAUUUGUUACCCUAACAAGACUUUUACAGGUUUGACUCAGAAGGAAAUUAUCUCAAAACUCAUCUCAGAAACUGAAAUAGAUCACAAAGCCACAGCAUUAUCAAAAUCCAAACUAAUUUGCAGAGAAGAUUCCAGGAAAUCAUCAAAGGUAAUGGGUACAGUCGGGGCGAGUGUUUUAGGUGCGGUCUUUGGACUAAUUUUUUGUUCAGACCUGGCUACGUUGAUAAUCAAAUUAAAAUCAGUUUGUACUUUAAAUAAGGUGGCAGCAAACGUUUAGCACUCAGAUGGUUAAUGUUUCUGAUUUGGUUAGUAAGCCAGCCUUCAAGAGCCUAACACGCUAUAUAUCUGAUCUUUUGAAGAUGGACCAUUUCUAAUUUUUGACCUGCUACACUUAGCCUUUAUCCCAAGGUCUUGAAAUCACAGAUAUACAGAAAAAAAUGUAUUUAAUAUUUUGGAACUAGGUCAAGAAGAUCUUUUACUUGAACUAAAUAAAUUUGAAAAUGUGCCUUUCUAAACGUUCAAAAAUGAAAUGAUCAAUAUUUGCAGAACAAAAGAUACUUUAAUUUCGAGAUAUACUUACGAGCAGGGAAGUUGUGAGUAAUUAGAAAUUUACUUUCGAUAUAAAAAAAUAUGUAUUUAAUAUACCGCAUAGCGGGUUAUUUCUGCGGGGUGUGGGGAAUAUUUCUGCGUUUCUGCGGUCUCUCGGUAGAAUCGCAAAAGUAUUUUCAGCAGAAUAUUCAUCCAGCAAAAAUUUAAAACGCAAAAAAGCUGCAUUUUUUCACCAACGUUGUGUUUCCCUAGGUAAUCCGAAGUUCAGAAUGGCAUUGUCUAAUUACUGAAAAUUACCGUCGCCAUCUAACAGUUACCGAUAAUGAUAUAAUAAAGUGUAAUUGUCAAAGUCCUAACUGUCAAUCUCUCAGAAAACGUUUUUCUUCUGUUAAUGAAAUAAACUGAGUGAAUUUCACUUGUGAUGGUCUUAUAAAUUCCUUGUGAAGAUCUUCCGAACUAUACUUUAGUAACCUUUAUAUAAGUGUAACCGUUAUGCCGAUAUACCGUAGUUUGCAGUUGUUGUUUGUGCAAUUGUUGUUGGACUUAUAUUUUUUUCAAUUCACAUGUUAUUAUAUCCUAUAAUGUAUUCAUUAAAUGCAGUUAUUUUGCAGCAGUUACCUGUACUUUUAUUUAUUGUUUUCAUACGCUAUAUCAUUCUCGCACCCGAUCAUGUGAGGAAUUACCUCCUCCUUGGCAUCGAAAACGCAGAAUUUUCUCUUCCUAUUAUGUAAAAACGCAGAAAUUAAACACGCAGAAAUUUGUCUCACAGACUUAAAAACGCAUAAUAUUUUGACCACAGAAAUAACCCGCUAUACGGUAUGUUGUGCUGUUUUAUUUAUCAGUGUAUUCCUCAGUGUCAGCACUGUUCAAAGCUGUAAUAUUGAAGUCUAACGUACUCUGAAAACAUUGGGCAUACUGGGGAAAGUCCCUCUCUAAAGCACAAGAUCUCUAGGAUGAUUAGAUGUCAACUUAAGGAAGUCAAAGCAAUUUAUUUAACACGUGUUAGGGGUUAUUUUAACCGUGUUCUGUGCAAUAUGGAAAUAUCUUUGAACGAGUAAUUAACAGUAACAUCAUAUUGAAAUAUCCAAAUUAUUAUUGCUUUCCUGUACAUAAUGAUUCCAAAUUUACUUCCAUAUGCUCUUUACACACUUCAAUGAUCUUUUUUAUUCUAUGCAAUUUCUUUCAAUAUACAAAAAAAAUAUUGUAAGAAAGAAAUAUGUUAUCUAUAAUAUAAAAAAAACAUAUAUUUCAUGUUUACUUUUAUCAGCCGCCGUUCCAUAGCUUGUGCCAUGACGAUUUAUAUUCAACACAUGUUCACUGCGCUAAAUAUGUCGUCAAAAAUAAAACUGUGAAGUGAUAUUUGUUAAUGCUAUGUAAAACCAUCCGAUAAAACUACUGUCUCAAAUAUCACCACACAUCAUGAUCUUAGGUUGCAUUUAGUCAUUUUUCAGCUGUAAAUUAUAAUACAACAUGCAUGUUUAAGUGUUGUUAUAUUUUCUGAUGAUUUGUAAUGUAACAGGUUUGAAAGGUUCGGAAUAUUGUAUAAAUUCUAUAAAUCCUGUAAAUCAUUGUUAAAUAUGUUACGGAGAAAGAUGAUAAACUGUAAUACUUGAAUCUAAAUAGAAAAUAUUGUAAGUUUGCUGAAUUAUCAAACCUGUCACAAAACAUGUAGCCCAAGGGUUAAACAGGUAUACUUAGUUGUUUAUACCAUUUACUUCCGGGAUCAAAGUUAGAAAGGCACGAUGAAUUGCGUAAUUUUACAUAGCGGCUAGACUGCUUAAUUAAAUAUAUAUGUUGAAACAUUACUAUGUAGUUAGUUUGAGUUAGAGUUAGAGAGAGAGAGAGAGAUGGGGUAGAAAUGCUAGAUUGAUA
Messenger RNA from Mercenaria mercenaria, 4032 nucleotides. RefSeq names its product sushi, von Willebrand factor type A, EGF and pentraxin domain-containing protein 1-like. The transcript has a single exon. Bases 44 to 1888 code for a protein of 614 amino acids. The record is from RefSeq and is a predicted model, not a curated record. NCBI's taxonomy places the organism in Eukaryota, Metazoa, Mollusca, Bivalvia, Venerida, Veneridae.